CACCGCUAGAGAUACACAGACUUAAUUACACCACGGGAUAAGUAGGGCUGCGCCAAUGAAGGACAAAGUUGACAGGAAAAAAAAAUUCACGUAGUGGCAGCAAUAAAUACAGGAAUCAUACCUUUAAGAAACACAUCUCAAAUCAGUCACUGGGACAUGGGAAGUUCCUUCUUCUUUGCUGGCACUGUUAUUACCACCAUAGGCUUUGGGAACAUCUCGCCACGUACAGAAGGUGGAAAGAUAUUCUGUAUCAUCUAUGCCUUAUUGGGAAUUCCUCUGUUUGGUUUUCUGUUGGCUGGAGUUGGAGAUCAACUAGGGACCAUAUUUGGAAAAGGAAUUGCCAAAGUAGAAGAUACAUUUGUUAAAUGGAAUGUAAGCCAGACAAAGAUUCGCAUCAUAUCAACAAUAAUAUUCAUAUUGUUUGGCUGUGUGCUGUUUGUUGCUCUUCCUGCCGUAAUAUUCAAGCAUAUAGAAGGCUGGAGCACACUAGAUGCAAUUUAUUUUGUAGUUAUCACUUUAACUACCAUUGGAUUUGGUGACUAUGUUGCAGGGGGAUCAGACAUUGAAUACCUUGAUUUUUACAAGCCAGUGGUAUGGUUUUGGAUCCUUGUAGGACUUGCUUAUUUUGCUGCUGUCCUGAGCAUGAUUGGAGACUGGCUAAGAGUCAUAUCAAAAAAGACAAAGGAAGAGGUGGGAGAGUUCAGAGCUCACGCUGCCGAAUGGACAGCCAAUGUCACGGCAGAGUUCAAAGAAACCCGCAGGCGUCUAAGUGUGGAGAUUUAUGACAAGUUUCAACGGGCUACCUCCAUCAAAAGGAAGCUCUCUGCAGAACUCGCUGUCAACCACAGUCAAGAUCUGACCCCUUGCAAGAGAACCCUGUCAGUCAACCACCUCACCAGCGAGAAGGACAUCUUGCCCGCUCUAACAAAGACAGACAGCAUUUAUAUGAAUGGUUUGACUCCUCACUGUGCGGCAGAAGAUAUUGCUGUGAUUGAAAACAUUAAGUAGUGCUGACUUUGGAUGCCGAUCCUUGGAGAAACUCUUGGCUUAAACUAGCCAUAUACUUCCUUUUUUUCCUAUCCAUGAUUGAUGCUAGUAGCAUUUUAUACAUGUGCAUGAGUUCAACAGAAACCACCACGAUAGGGAUUCAGUGUCACCAUCAUGUCUCUUCAGACACAAGAUGAAUGGAAUUUCUGUUGCUGAUAGAUGCUGGAGCAAGCAACAUCCAAUGCCUUUUUGUGCUCAGACUGUUGUUCAUUUCUCCUAAUGUGCCAUAUGGCCUAACGAAUGAAUUAUAUUUGUUUAUGUUAACAAUGUAGCUUUGAGGGAUCAGUCCUUAAAUUUUCAGGGUCUACCUUACUGAGCCUAGGAAUGGACCAUUUAUGGACUACAACACAUUUGUAAAUGGCAAGAAAUUCUUAUGCAGCCUUUUACCUAAGAAAUUUUUGUCAGUGCCUUAUCUUUUGAAGAAACAGAACCUCUAUAACUCUUGUAUGGUUUGUGUCUGUUUGUUUAUUUGUUUUUUGCAUGAGUAAUGUAUUUCAUUUGAGCUUUCAUCUUGCCUGAAAUGAUGACGUUUUAAAGGUGUCUUUAGUGAAGAUACCAGCUUUGAGAAUGGAUGCCAAAAAUCAACAGACAUCAAAGCCACACUCCUAAAUCUAGCUUUAAAGGCACUGCAGUUACAAGAGUUGCAAAAAUGUCCCCUGAAAAUAUUUAUUUUACUCCCAUCCAGGUGAUGCAUGCUCACACUAUAUUAGAACCAGACCUGUAGAAUUUAUGGAUCCAUUUUGAGUUUUAUUUUUCAAACAUUGUUCAGCAAUGUUAUCCCAUGUGUCAGAUUACCAAAAAUCUCCAGUUAUGUGUAAUUUUAUUUGCUAGAUGACAAGAGCAAGUAGAAGUUAAUACUAUGUGGAAAUGUUUUAAAUUGAUGCAUUCUAAUAACCAUACUCAUGAAAACAUUACAGAAAAAUACCACAGCAAUUUCUAAUAAUCAUAAAUCUGCUGCCAGAAAGUUAAUCUAUGAAAAGAAUUUUAAACUUUUUAUUUAAGCCAAGUCACACCAGGCACCUACUGGAUCCUACUGGAUCUUUCUGAAUGUCACACUGUACAUUGGUUGCCUACACCGGAACUGUGACUGAUGUGGGAAUGCAAUUGAAACUGGUAUCACUGUGACUUUCUACAUAUAAACUACAGACUUCUCUGAAUACAAAUACAGACAUGAAGGAAAGCUGAUAAAUAGCACAAUCUGAAUGCUGAUGAUUGUUCAGAUAAGACAGGCUGAUGAUACGCAGAUCUGAAACCAAUCCUUGGGGUUUCUGUGUUUGUUUUAAAGAAAAGCAUUGACUUUAAUUCUAUAUCUGUUGUUUUGUUUAUAGUUGUGUGUGAGAUUCAGAAGGAAUGCAGGAUAAAAACAAGGAAUGGAUAAUUUUGUCUUUUUAAAAUUUUUUCAUAUUUUAGUCUAUCGUAAGCUGGCUGUACAUAAAAUGAAUAUAACAAGCCCUAAGGGAAUAAUUUAGGCUCUGUGCAAAUUAAAGAAAAAUUAGACUUUGUUGAUUGGCCAUGAUGAAAAUGACAAAUUUGUAGCAUUUCUGACCAUUAGAUAACAUACAAAAUAUGAAUGUUAAUGUUCUGGAUGCUUAAUCUUGUUCUCUGAGUAAUCAACGCUAUCAGUGUAAAUAUCAGUCAAUUAACAUUUACAGAGAGUAAGCUUUUAAAAUAAGGAAAGUUCCGUGAAAUAGUACCAGGCCAUGCUCUUUUACAAGAAAAAGACCCCUGUCUCUCCCAGCACAGUGUUCUGAAUGUCCACGUGGUGAGAAGCUCUUCUUGCCAUGUAUAAACUGUG
Messenger RNA from Terrapene triunguis (Three-toed box turtle), 2842 nucleotides. RefSeq names its product potassium two pore domain channel subfamily K member 2 (gene KCNK2). The coding region runs from base 157 to 1008 and encodes 283 amino acids. NCBI's taxonomy places the organism in Eukaryota, Metazoa, Chordata, Testudines, Emydidae. Gene Ontology annotation, biological process: potassium ion transmembrane transport; stabilization of membrane potential. Gene Ontology annotation, molecular function: outward rectifier potassium channel activity; potassium ion leak channel activity. Gene Ontology annotation, cellular component: membrane. The record is from RefSeq and is a predicted model, not a curated record. The transcript is spliced from 6 exons.